AUGCCUUCAGGCUCUCUUCAUAAAAAGAAAGUGUCAAGAAGACCUGGAUACAUGAGGCUUGAAGCUCAGCAAGAGAUAGAAUUUCAGUCCCGGGGUGCCUGCAAACCAUUCAGCCCAGAAGAGCUCAGACAUGGCAGGCAGCAUUCUGGAGACUUUGGGAACUGCUCUAUACCCAGAAGAUGCCAAAACAAUUUUGAAUUCUUAUGCUGUAGUGCAGCAAGUAGUGCUGUAGUUCCUGCUAAUGGAGCAACAGCAUUGGCUGCUACUGGAAAUAUGUCAGGACGCUGCAAAAAUGUUUCCUGUUGCCAGAAUCCACAAUUAGAAAACACAGUGAUGGGUCUUCAUGCCACUGCAGCAGCAAGCAAAGGAGAUGUUUCUACUGUAUGCUGUACACAGCAGAAAUGCCAUGGCACUAAAGUUUGCGAGUCCCCAAACAUAUGUGCUUUGGAUCAGAGAGAAGUGAGUAACAACUGUGAAUAUCGAAAUGGAGAUACUGUUUCUCAUUCUGUUGGUACACAUGACAGCUUUAGUUCAAGUUUCAGCUUCAUACAGCUCUCCCUGAACUCUGCCUCUACGGUAAGCGAUGCUGAAGGCAAACCAACUCUCAAGAAAUCUGAGUAUGUUCUGCCUCUGAGUACCACAGGAAAUCCACAGAACCCGGAAAAGGUGACAAAAACUCAUGAGCACUUGGGAGCUUUGCAUUGCUUCUCCAGAUCUAGUGAGGACUUGGAGUAUGAAAAUGACACCACAGCAAAUGAUAAACUACAGGAGUGUGAGACUAUUUCUCUCUCAGAUACAGAUGCAGCAUUUUCAUAUUCUACAGAUUCCUCGGAUGCAGCAUCUGCUGGCUCUUCUGUCACCUCAGGCUAUGAAAGUAGCUUUACUGUUAGUGACCAUAACUGGGAUACUUUGAUGAAAAAAUAUGAACCAGUGCUACAGGACUGCCUGCUUGGCAACCGCAGUACAUUAAAGGUAAUAUCCUCGAUCUCACGGCUUCAGAGGCUUCAGGAAAAAGCAAUAGAGGAAGAUGACUAUGACAGAGCUGAUAAAUUUAGGUGGAGACUGGAAGAACUGGAGAAAGAGAAAAAAUCUUUACAGUUUCAGCUUCCUUCAAGACAUCCUUCAAUUAGCAGUUUUUUGGAUAGGUUUGUUACCCAAACACAAGUAGCAUUGCGCUGGGCUGCUGAUCAUCGGAUUAGACUCGAAGAAACUCAGCUUUGGCAUGAAAUCAAACACAAACUUUUGAGAUCCACUUACCAGGAGAGGAUGCAGGUUUCAGCCACAAAACGAAAACAACUUUUUCAAGAAAAGAUAUGUUUACAGAAGGAAAUUGAAGACCUCCGAGAAAGACUGGCCAUGUUAGAAGCAAAAGAUCGACAGCUAAGAAGAGAAAUUGAAGAACAAGAUAGUCUUACUCAGUCACAGGAUUGUGAACUGACUGCUUUACUUGGCUACAUUUCUUUGAGAGAACUACAGGAAAUAAGCAAGGCUGUGGAUGAGACUUUAGCAUCCUCCUAUCAAAUUCCAUUCAGUCUGGAUCUUCCAGGGACAAUAAAGAGCCUUCAGGAAAAGGAAAAAUCAUUCAGCAUGUCCAUUAAAGAAACUACUGCCAAAGUUUGUACCAGUCAGAAACUUUGCAGUACUUUGAGGAGGAAAGUGAGUGAUAUUGAGUGCCAACUACCAUCUCUGCUUGAAGCCAGAAUGCUGGCUGUUUCAGGAAGUAAUUUUGGCACUGCGAAGGAUUUGACAGAAGAAAUAAGAUUGUUAACAUCUGAGAAGGAGGGGCUGGAAGGACUUCUCAAUGAACUGUCGGUUCUGAGUGCCAAGAAUGUCCAAAAAUUAGAGAGAGUUAAAGAUGAUUACACCAGACUGAAACAAGAACUUGAACAAGGAGAGGCUGCCUUUGUGACCAGUGUGAAAGAAAAUGCUGAGAAGUACAUGGAAGUGCUGGAGGAUAAACUACAUAGCUGUGGGAGCCAGCUGCUACAAAGAGUGUGGGAAGCUGACUUGGAGGCCUGUCAGCUGUUGAUGCAAGGGUUUCAACUGAAAGAAACCAGUUGCUGUGCUUUUGAGGAGGAGAACGAAAUUAAUAAGAUGGAGAUGACUGCUGAUGGCCCAUCUGAUUCUGAAAACAGAAAAGAUCACUUCCCAAAGGACACAGAAUGGGAUGUUCUUCCCUGCCCCAAGCACAGUGAGCUUAAAGAGGUUACGGAAGACAUUUCAUUUGGAGCAGAGGGUCAUUUAUCUGAGGAGUUCUUCAUAUUUUCUGCAGAGUUGGGAGGAAAAUGUGAAGCAAUAAGUGAGAAAUUGGUGCAUCUGGAAGGUCAGCUGCAAACUUCCUCCUGCAGAGUUGAUGAAGGACUUGCACAGUCUCUGCAGAGGGAGAUCCAGGUGGUGAAGGAGACGCUCCAGACCGUGCUCGUCCAACUUCAGCCAGCCAGAGAGGCAGGAGAAGAAAAGGCAGGAGACUUUCUCUGUGACAGCUGGUGUCCAGGAAAACAAGAUUUGAAGGAAUAA
Molecule: messenger RNA, 2517 nt
Organism: Indicator indicator
Lineage: Eukaryota; Metazoa; Chordata; Aves; Piciformes; Indicatoridae
Gene: DISC1
Product: DISC1 scaffold protein
Exons: 13
Coding region: 1-2517 (838 amino acids)
Biological process (GO): neuron migration; cilium assembly
Cellular component (GO): intermediate filament cytoskeleton; centrosome; mitochondrion
Source: RefSeq, a predicted model, not a curated record